This is a messenger RNA of Oenanthe melanoleuca, 2646 nucleotides long. RefSeq names its product transmembrane protein 200C (gene TMEM200C). The record is from RefSeq and is a predicted model, not a curated record. Bases 365 to 1972 code for a protein of 535 amino acids. NCBI's taxonomy places the organism in Eukaryota, Metazoa, Chordata, Aves, Passeriformes, Muscicapidae. The transcript is spliced from 2 exons.
CGGAGCCGCGCUCCGCCCGCAGCGGCGGCACCGGCACCGGCUCCGGCGGCUCCGGCGGGAGGGCGGGCGCGCUGCUGCGGGGGGCGGCCCCGCGGCGCGGAGGAUGCGGCGCGGCGAGGGGGCAGCGCUCCCGCGGAGCUGCCUGAGCAGGCGGCCGGCCGCGGCGGGGCCGACGGGGCGCCCGGCGCUCGGCCCAGCCCCGCCGCCCGUCCGCCCGGGGCCGUGAGCGGCGGCGGGGCGGCGAUGCUCGCUCGGGCUGCAAAGUUUCUUCCCCAGGGCGGCUCGCCCGCUUCUCGCCCGGACUUCUCCCCGGCGCUCCCCGGAGCUGGAGUGGCCGUGGGGGGCAGUGCGCUGGUAGCCAGCCAUGAUUGCCACUGGAGGCCUCCUGAGGAUCUCGGCCAGGAAACAGGACCCUUUGAAACCCCAGAGCCAACUCCCCAAACGCAAACGCAAGGCCAAAAGGAAGCGCAAGAAUGACGUGGUGGUGGUGAAAGGCAAGCUCAAGCUGUGCUCCCUCUCGGGGUUCAUCGCCCUGUGUGGCAUCCUGGUGCUGCUGGUGGGCAUCGCCUUGGCUGUGGUGGGCUACUGGCCAAAGCCCAGCCAGGUGUACAGGGAAAGCAGCUUUGGCAAGGGCCGGCACCCGGCGCCACAAGGUGGCACCCAGCCGAGCCGCUCCCAGAGCCAGGAAAGGGCGCGAGCAGGGAUCCGCCUGGAGUCAGCCCCUGGAGCCAACACCUCUGUCCCCGCUGCCAGCGCUGGCUCUGCUCCUACUUCCUCCUCCCCGCAGGCCUCGGCGGGCUUCCUUUUCCGCCUUUUCUCCAGCUACUUGCAUUCGGACAAGCUGAAGGUGCUGGGCCCUCUGAUCAUGGGGAUCGGCAUCUUCCUCUUCAUCUGCGCCAACGCGGUGCUGCACGAGAACCGCGACAAGAAGACCAAGAUCAUCAACCUGCGUGACCUCUACUCCACCGUCAUUGACGCCCACAGCCUGCGGGCCAAGGACGGAGGCACCCCGGCCUCGGCCCCUCUCAAUGGCUUCGUCACCUACAUGCACUCCCGGGGCCUGGAGCUGAAGCCUGGUGGGGAAGGCCUGGGUGCUGCAGCCAUGCUGGCCAAGAGCUCCUGGCCGCCAGGGCUGGGUGUGUCCCUCUCCCCGCCGGAUCUGGUGUCCUCACCGCGGCGCUCCUCCUUGCGCAGCGCCCCGCAGCCGCCCGGCCUGGCUGAGGCCGUGUACAGCAUCUGCCGGGAGCGGGGCGCCCUGGCGGCGCAGCCCAGCCCGCCGGGCAGCGCGGCCAGCUCCAUCGUCGGCUCCUCGCUCAGCACCUUCACCCUCCUGCCCCUGGGGCCCAGCAGCGCAGGGUGGGGCUGGCAGAGAGCGCCUGGGGAGCGGAGAGCCCAGGAGAUCCCGCGGGGGGAGUUUGAACUGAGCCUAACCGACCUCAGCAGCAGCCGCCUCCAGGGAGGCUGCGGGACAAGCAGGCACAAGCUGGUUCUCAGGCGGCAGAGCACCAGCUGCUUGCCUGAUGCCAGGUGUCCCCUUUCCCCUGAGCCACCUCGGUCACCAGCUGUCAGGAGGGUCCUGGAAUCCAGCCUCUUGGUAAAGGCAUCUCCUAGCUACUCUAAAUCUCUAGAUGUGGGGGGAUCACCCCCUUCAGCUCCUCCUGCCAUCACCAGGACGGACUCCCAGAGCUCCCAGUCUGAGCCUUCCAGCAGCAAUAAGGGCUACAGCCACUUGGAGGAGGCAGGCACCUCCUUGGAGUCAGUUGCCAACACCGCAGCCAGUAAAAUUCAGGACUGUGAGGAGGAACCAGUUGAGCAGACGGACCCCCUCAAGGCUACCAGCAGAGAACAAACAGGGGAGCAAUCCCAGCAAACUCAAAGACAGUACACAAAUAAAGAGAAACUCUUUAUGAUUUCUAGGUCACAUGCUGCAUUAGGGCUGGAGGAUGGGGAGCUGGAGAGUACGGGCAUCUAAAUAAAACAGAGAUGGCAAGAGGACACCUUGCAUCCCUCCACACCUUCCCUGCUUCUUCAUCUCUUGUGGACUUAGGAAACCAAUCAAUAUCCAAAGAGCUGCACUAUGUUACCCUUGAAAAUUGAAUUCCAUAGAUCCUGUAGAUGACUUCAGGAAGAAAAAAGAAAAUCCUUUCUGUCUAAUCGUGAUUGUAUGUUUCAUGCAAGCCAAAUUGUAUUAAAUAUCCACAGUCCAGCAAGUUCUCUGGAUCAGAUAAUACAAUUUUGGAUGGUAUAGCUGUGCACUUUACUGUUUGAUUUUUAAGUGCCCCUUCUUCUCCUCUGAUUUCUUUCUUGCUGAUUUGCCACUAACUGCUUGAAGGCUGCAGGCACCUUUUUAAGCUCAAAAACAACGUGGUCUUUGGAAAGAAAGCUGAGCUCUCUCUUUGUUUUGGUUCAAUUACUAAAACGUUUGCAAGGCCUUAAGGAUGACGUACCUUGACAAAGAACGAGUUUGUUUAAAUUCUGGGAGAAAAAUGACAGUUUAGAAGAGACUGGAGCAGAACAGAGCUCUGACGAUUUAGUUAAAACCAUUACAUUCCUGAAUCCAAAAUACAUAUUACUACAUGAUACUUUAUCAAAGUAUUAUUACACAUGUAUUGACUAAUAGCAUUAAAAGAUGUUUUUUAAUAAAAU